UUGCAGCGCAUUGUCUGGCAUGAGACUCACACCCAGGAGAGCGCAGGCUGGCUGGGGCUCGCGGGCUGUGCAUCUGACCCAGCCCCCUCGCCUUCCCCUUCCCCCCGCUCCUCCAAGCGCAAAUUAAUUACUUGAUUAAAAAAAUAAAUACAAAAAAAAAAGUUUGCAGCCCCUCCCUCUCCCCGCCCCCGCAGCAAUGGGAAAUUCCUUCAUGGCACAGCCGCGACAAUGCCUCGUGCAGGGGCCGCCUGCAGACGCGAGGCAGCGAAGGGAAGACUAGGGAGGGAUUUUUAAUUCCUUUGGGAGCAAUCAGACCGUGUGUGUAGGGGCAGCCUAGCUCCCUCUGGUCCAUUGCAUCUCUUGGAUUGCUCACCACCUCCUUGAUUCAAGCAGAUCGCGACUGCAGUUGUCUUCAGCCUUUCCCCCUAGCUCCCUUCCCCCCCCUCCCUGCCUUGCUUUGCUCACCUGGGAAGGUGAAGACUGCAUCUCCAAUAUUGGGACGGAUCCUUGCUGCAAUGAGACCUGAGCUGAGUCUUGAAGACAGCGACACUGGGAUCGGCAGAUGGUGUGUGCUUGAGCCACAAGACCAGCUCUAAGUUGCUACAGAUUGGCUACGUAUCUAUUAGGAGAAGAUGGCCAUCUCCUUGAAGAUCUGCUUCUUCACUCUUGUGCUCCUGCCUCUGGUCGCAGCGACGCACUCAGACUGCAUCAUCAGAAAGGAGCAGGAGGCCUGUCUGGAGAAAAUCAAGAGAGCAAGUGCCCUCAAUCCACGGAAUGAGUCUUCCCCAGGAUGCCCUGGGAUGUGGGAUAAUAUUACAUGCUGGAAGUCAGCGAGUGUGGGCGAAAUCGUCUUUGUCAAGUGUCCUGCUCUGUUCCGAAUUAUUAACUCUGAAGACGGUUGGGAAGUGGAUAACAUGGGGCAAACUCAUCCAGGUGAUUUUGACCUAUUGGAUAGCACAGGCCAAACUCCCUUAGAUGUAGGGGUCAUCAGCAGAAACUGCACAGAAGAUGGCUGGUCUGAACCUUUCCCUCAUUAUUAUGAUGCCUGUGGGUUUGAUGAAAAUGAAACGGAGUCUGAAAAUCAGGAUUACUACUACCUCUCUGUGAAGGCUCUGUACACAGUGGGAUACAGCACGUCCCUUGUAUCCCUCACCACAGCAAUGGUUAUUCUGUGUCGUUUCAGGAAGCUUCACUGCACUCGGAACUUUAUUCACAUGAACCUCUUUAUUUCAUUUAUUCUACGAGCAAUAUCAGUCUUCAUCAAAGAUGGGAUUUUGUAUGCAGAACAGGAAAGCAACCACUGUUUUAUAUCUACUGUGGAAUGCAAAGCAGUGAUGGUCUUUUUCCACUAUUGCGUCAUGUCCAACUAUUUCUGGCUGUUCAUUGAGGGAUUGUACCUUUUCACCUUACUGGUGGAGACCUUUUUCCCAGAGAGGAGAUAUUUUUAUUGGUAUACCAUCAUCGGCUGGGGCACCCCAACAAUUUGUGUCACUGUCUGGGCUGUGCUGAGACAUCACUUUGAUGAUACUGGCUGCUGGGACAUGAAUGAUAACACUGCCCUGUGGUGGGUGAUAAAGGGCCCCGUGGUUGGAUCAAUAAUGAUAAACUUUGUUCUUUUCAUUGGUAUAAUCGUUAUCCUUGUGCAGAAACUCCAGUCGCCUGAUAUCGGGGGCAACGAAUCCAGCAUUUACUUCAUGUUGCUGGAAAGAAAGGAGAAACAUGGCAUAUACCAUAGCAGCUGCGUUCAGAAAUGCUACUGUAAGCCCAAGAGGGCUAACCAGCACUCUUGCAGGAUGUCAGAACUAUCCACCAUUACCCUGAGGCUGGCCCGCUCCACUCUGCUGCUUAUCCCCUUGUUUGGAAUUCACUACACUGUGUUUGCCUUUUCUCCUGAAAAUGUCAGUAAACGGGAGAGACUAGUGUUUGAACUGGGACUGGGAUCUUUCCAGGGCUUUGUCGUUGCUGUUCUUUAUUGUUUCUUGAACGGGGAGUUUCUCCCUAAAGGUGCAAUCAGAAAUAAAGAGAAAAUGGAGGAGCUGGAAAGUCAACCGGUAUUUUGCUGUGGAUUUCAAACAUCGCCAUCCCUCUCUGGCGAGCAGCGGAGUGAACGGGGGGACACAACUCUCCAUUCUGAGCAAGAGCAGCUCUCAGAUUCGGAUGUCCAGCAUAAAUGCGGAGAAUCUAGCGACAUGAGCAACUAAAUAACCCCUCCCCCCAAUAAAACCCAAGACACCCCUUUAAAAAGAAAAAACAUCAUAAUUUUAGUGGUUUGGGUUUUCUUUUUUAAUGAUUAUUAUUAUGAUUUUUUAAAUGUAAGAUGUGUCCACAAGCAUGAAACAAAACAUCCCUGGCGUUUUGCAGAGAAGAAAAAAAGGAUAUUUUUUUAACUAUCAUUGUAAAUAAACCACUAAGAUCCAUGCCAUUGACAAAAAAAAUAAUCAAUAAAAUGCCACGCCCACCCCCACACACCCAUUUUGAGCAUCUGCGAGUAAUCCAUUGUCAGCCAAGUGUAUCAAGUGAUUGCUGUGCAGUUGUGAACAUUGGUUGCCAAACUGAUGUAAAUCUCUCUGUGCAUAGACUUCAUUGUUGUUAUUUUUGGGGUCUGGGUUUGUUUGUUUCUCUAAUCCAAUGCAUCAUCACUAUGUCUCAUUCCCAUCUUUGGUGUCUGAAUAUUCUCGGUCUCUUUGGAGUCUUAGGAUAUAGCUAUAGCGUUGGGGUUAAUAAUGCCGGUCAGUUCACCAAGGACUCCGGAAAUGGAUUUCAUGGCUGGAUUUGGUCAGAAGAACUCAGCGGACUUAGAACAUCUUCUGUGACUGAGUGAGACAGCAUACCUGUCACCAUUCCGGAGAGAGGAAUCCAUGCAGCAGAGAUGGGGGCUGCUAUUUUAGGUUCUAGCUAAGCUGUGAAUUUUAUAAGAGGGCCAUCCAUUUGAGAGAGAUCUAUAUUUUUGGGGUCGAUAGGUUGGAGUUUUGAGUAAUGUGAACAAAGAUUCCCCACCCCCACCCGCCAGAGGCAAAGGUCAGUUCCAGGAGUCUCGCUUCCUCUGAAUUACAUUGAAGCUCCUGCAUCAAUGUCUGAUCAUUGCACUGCGACUGGUAGUGGCAUGACGUGUGUGUGACCUCUGUGACCAGGCUGGCGUUGACAGUGUUUGCCAGCACAAGAGACACAACAGAAGUCCAACAUGGUGGUACAGGAAAAUUAAUGUCCUCAGUGUCUGUGGAGCACCUAAGGUGAACAGUCAGACACUAUGGAAGGGAAUGAUAAAGACUUUGGAUGAUUGACCAUAUCUGGCAGUUUCUUCUGUCAUUGGAUCUUUUGUUUGUUCACCAACAGAUAUUAUUAAUGCUAAUGUCAGAGAGACAAAAGUCCUUUCCAACUUUGCCUUGCAGUAGAGCCACGACUGGAUACAUAUCUACUUCAGUCAAACAUCAAAUGAUGUCAAUUAUUUCUUGAGAGGUUUUAUGUGGUGCAUAAAGGCUUUAAGGACUGUAUUUGUUCUCAUUUCUUUGUGGAUUUAUAUGUGAGUGUAUUAAAAAUCAAAAUGACAUUUAAAUAUGAUGGUUUGAACUCAAAACUAACAGCAACCAGGGAAUUCAAAAUUAUGGUUAGCUCUUUGUUCUUAAUUGAAAUGAAAAAGAAAGUGUGUGUGUGAGGGGGGGAAGAUAUAGACACAACAUUUUCCCGUCGGCAGAGAUUUUGAUUUCACUAGGUUUUGUUAGUUUAGUUCAAAACUUGUAAUGUCAUUUUAAAUAUAGUUUUUUUUAAAAAAAUAGUUUCCUUGUUUUUAAAAGGAAAAAGUCAUGAAAAGUUAUGAAAGAAGUAUUAAUUAUAAUACUUAACACUUAGUGCUUUAUGGGACUUAUUCUGCUCUUAGUUACAGCAGUGUAAAUCUAAAAUAAUCCCAGUACAGUUAGGGGUCAAUCCUGCAAUCCAUUGAAAUGGAUGGAUCACUUGAUGAUCACCUGUUCUGUUCAUUCCCUCUGAAGCACCUGGCAUUGACCACUGUCGGAAGACA
Chelonoidis abingdonii (Abingdon island giant tortoise) is the source of this 4015-nucleotide messenger RNA. NCBI's taxonomy places the organism in Eukaryota, Metazoa, Chordata, Testudines, Testudinidae. The record is from RefSeq and is a predicted model, not a curated record.